AGUCAGUUGUUGAUCUUCAUACAAUCGUCAACAUGAAAUUCCUUGUCGUUGCCUUUGCUUUGGUAGCAGUAGCUGCUGCUCAACACCAACAUGUCACACCAGUGCCUAUUGCCAUUUUACGUCAGUCCCACGAUCAAUCGCCCGAGGGCGCUUACCAAUACAGCUACGAUACCGAGCACGGAAUCCACGUUGAUGAACAAGGACAGCCUGGACCAGUAGGCGAAGAAGGAACUCCAGCAAUCGUCGCCCGUGGAUCAUUCAGCUACACCGGCCCUGACGGUACACCCUACCAAGUUACUUACACCGCUGACGAGACUGGAUUCCACCCAGAAGGUGCUCAUCUUCCAGUGGCUCCUCCAGUACCUGAAGAAAUCCUCCGCGCUCUUGACUACAACGCAGCUCACCCUGAAGAAAACGAAGGUACUUUGAGCGGUAGCUUCCAACCAGGAAGUUCUGUCAAAACUGUUCCAACUCCUCAAGUAUCCCAGGGUUUCGCUAAACCCAACUUCGGCCGCCGGUUCUAAAUAAAUUAGUUAAUUAACUAAUGGGUCAUACAUUUGAUUGCUAAAAAUAAUUAUUGUAUUGUUUUAUUAAACAUUUAUUAUUCAUUUGUGUAAUUGAA
Messenger RNA from Microplitis demolitor, 622 nucleotides. Its product is annotated as endocuticle structural glycoprotein ABD-4. NCBI's taxonomy places the organism in Eukaryota, Metazoa, Arthropoda, Insecta, Hymenoptera, Braconidae. The coding region runs from base 33 to 524 and encodes 163 amino acids. The record is from RefSeq and is a predicted model, not a curated record. Gene Ontology annotation, molecular function: structural constituent of chitin-based larval cuticle. The transcript has 2 exons. Gene Ontology annotation, cellular component: chitin-based extracellular matrix.